Molecule: messenger RNA, 1990 nt
Organism: Pollicipes pollicipes
Lineage: Eukaryota; Metazoa; Arthropoda; Thecostraca; Pollicipedomorpha; Pollicipedidae
Product: cyclin-dependent kinase inhibitor 1B
Exons: 2
Coding region: 61-543 (160 amino acids)
Biological process (GO): regulation of cell cycle
Cellular component (GO): nucleus
Molecular function (GO): cyclin-dependent protein serine/threonine kinase inhibitor activity
Source: RefSeq, a predicted model, not a curated record
UCAGCCGGCCGUGGUGGGUGCUGGUCGGUCCUCUCCCGUCCCGCGCCGCGCCGGACCACCAUGUUGAUAAUGGAAGACCAAGGUGCGCCAGAUCUGCGCCGGUUUUAUCUGGGCCACGCGCAGGUGCGCAGCGCCGCCGGCUCUCCAUGUCGCUGCCUGUUCGGGCCGGCAGACACGGAGGCCACGCGCCGCUUCGUACAGGGCGAGAUGAAGGAUAUCUACGAGCGUCAGAAGAAAAAGUGGAACUUCGAUUUCGAACUAGAGCGGCCGGUGCCAGGCGGCAGGUACCAGUGGGAGCGCGUGGGCGGUGCGCCGCCCGAGCAGUCGCGCACGGAGGCCGGCUUCGGCGCGACCGAGCCGGCGGCGACGCCGGCAGAGCCCGCCGCCCAGCCUGCGUCUCUCCACCAGCGUCAGAUCACAGACCUGGUGAGGACGAGGAAGCGGACGGCCGAGACGGCCAAGAGCGCAGCCGCCCCGGACGCCGCGCCGCCGGCGAAACGGUCGGCAAGCUCCGAGGACGAGCAGCCGUCCGCGCCGCUGUGAUACAUGUAUAGACAGACCGGCCGCCCGGACGGAGAGUGCGCCUGUGCGUCUGCCGAGAGUGCGUGAGUGUCCACACUGCCAGGAGGGGACGCGCGUGUGCGUGCCGGGCGGCGUGCGCGACGGGCGAGGUCAGCGGCCUGACCUGACCUGACCCGCCGGCUGGAACGGCCUGGUGCCACCGGGAAGACAGGAGGCGCCAGACGGGAAGCCUCCACUUGGCAACAGUGCUCAUCGGCCAGCGACGCUCGCCGGCGGUCACCAGCCGUCGCCGAGUCCCAUCAACGGUCAUCACUUGGGUCUCACCACCAGUUACCAGCCGUCGCGGGCUCUCUCACCCGCCGUCGGCCGCCGGCGCCGGGCGGCGUUACCAGUCGGCCUGGUGCCCUGCUGUUUGGCGGAUGGACGGUGGUGACGCGGCCCGGGGUGACCUGAUGUCGCGGUGCUGCCGUUCGUCGCUGGCGCACGCCAGUGGAGCGUCACCCUCGGAGCCGUUGCGCCGCGCCCCGCCGGCACCGCUGACCAAGGCGCCCUGCCGGCACCAAUGACCGAGACGCCUCACCGGCACCGCUGACCAAGGCGCCCUGCCGGCACCGCUGACCAAGGCGCCCUGCCGGCACCGCUGACCAAGGCGCCCUGCCGGCACUGCUGACCGAGGCGCCCUGCCGGCACCGCUGACCGAGGCGCCCUGCCGGCACCGCUGACCAAGGCGCCCUGCCGGCACCGCUGACCAAGGCGCCCUGCCGGCACCGCUGACCAAGGCGCCCUGCCGGCACCGCUGACCAAGGCGCCCUGCCGGCGUCAGCUCCCGUGUACCGCAUUAGCUGCCGCCUCUGGCACGGCGGUGUGUUUUGUACCAUACCGUUUCGAAAAAAUAGCCGAAUCUAGGGUGUAUUCUGUUUACAGAAGAAAGCACGGUAAAUAGCUUUAAAUGCCUUUUGGUUAUCCCCUGCGGGAUGUCUAAUUCUUCGGACUUUGACGUCGGUCGCUUCAGUGCUCUGAAGGCGGCCGUAACCCAUGUUUAGUGGUGCUGUCCGUGUGUAGCCUUCUUUGUUCCCCGCCGGACUAUGUCUGUCUGCGGCUGCCCGGUCGACAAGGUAAAUAGCUAUAGCCGAGGCUUUGUUACUUUUUGUAGUCGGAGGGUGGAUGGCGUGGUUUGUUUUGUUGUGCGACUUCCUGGGUUAUGACUCCUGGUGCAUCCAAAGAGUAGCUGCACAGUGCGACAGGGGUCCCGCCAUCGUGGUGGGAAUUGAGACACCGAGCCAGUUUCGAGAGGGCCCUCGGAGCAUUCUAGUCCGGUGAUCUCAUUAGGCAGUGUGCAACCUAUUUAUGAUAUAGUUCACUUAUCCGAUUUCUGCUAAAUUAUGUACAUAUCGUAUUCGUGUAUUCCAUUGAUUGUGCACGGUCUUGGUAUCAUGUAUGUCCUAGUAAUAUAUAUGACUAUAUCCCA